Daldinia loculata is the source of this 1941-nucleotide messenger RNA. Its product is annotated as fungal-specific transcription factor domain-containing protein. Gene Ontology annotation, cellular component: nucleus. Lineage: Eukaryota; Fungi; Ascomycota; Sordariomycetes; Xylariales; Hypoxylaceae. The transcript is spliced from 3 exons. Gene Ontology annotation, biological process: positive regulation of transcription by RNA polymerase II. The coding region runs from base 1 to 1941 and encodes 646 amino acids. The record is from RefSeq and is a predicted model, not a curated record. Gene Ontology annotation, molecular function: transcription cis-regulatory region binding; zinc ion binding; DNA-binding transcription factor activity, RNA polymerase II-specific.
AUGGAUACCGGCCAGCUGUCUCCUAUCAGCACCGAACUCGAGAUUUCCCCCGUGGGCGCCGCCGCGUCUGCCGUGCCGACCAUGAUUCAUUCCGCCACGUCGUCAUGUGCGGAAUCCUGGAGCACUAGCUAUAGCGAAGGCGCUGGGGCGGGUGAUGAAGCCGAACAUGAUAUGUCAUGGGAGAAGAAUUCAGAUGACGCAUUGACAGUCCCCAAGAUAGAACCUCUCGAAGAUGAUGGUUUCCAGAUGGACGAGGUCAAAGAAGCUCCACACACCCCGACUACAGAACCGAAUGCUGCGCCGGUGCCACAGAUGAAGUUAAAGAGACCGAGGGGCCGGCCUCGUAAACACCCCCUCACACCCCAAGUAGCAGCGAAUAAGAUUGCCAAAGGCCGUUCCAAGACCGGGUGUAUCACAUGCCGGAAAAGAAAAAAGAAAUGCGACGAGGCAAAACCACGCUGUUUAAAUUGUGAGAAAAAUGCUGUUGUUUGUGAGGGAUACCAUGAGAAGACCAUAUGGAAGAGCGGCAAGGAGAAACAGGCAGAAGAAGACCUACAGAAGCGGCUCAGCUUGCCACAGAUUACUCUCCAACCUAUAUUCGAGGGAGUAGAAACGCCCGAAGAUAUGGUCUUCUUGAAUCACUACAUCAGUCACUUAAGCGGUGUACUUACGGUUGAAGGGCAGUAUAAGAAUGCAUUCAAGGAUAUGCUACUCCAGAUGGCAGUAGAGCAUCAAGGCCUCAUGCACUCUAUUCUUUCCGUAGCUAGCAGACAUAUCGACUACGAUACUCCAUACGGCACCAAAAUCCUUGUCUCUAACCCAAAGAUCAGCCUGGCUUCGCUACUGAAUAGGUCACAGUUUCACCACCAGGAGGCGAUGAAGAAACUUUGCGAGCCGAUGGAUAAUGAGAGCGAUCCGAAAAACAAGACCAAUUUAUCUCCCCGCUAUGGACAGAUGCUCUGUCUGCUCUUGCAAACUCUCGCAGAAGGUAAUCCUAAUGGCGAACAUCGGGUUCAUCUUCAGGCGUACAAGAAUCUCAUCCAACAGUCGCCACCCCCGGACGAUGCCUUUUUGAUAUUUAUCACCGAAUUCUUCCAGUAUCGCGUUUUUGCAGACGAGCUCAUACGUUAUCCUGAUAUUCACACACCCCGAUUAGCGACUGAGGAUUGGACACCUUGGCUUGAAAUCCAGCCCGCACGUCUGAUCGGCAUUGCCGAUGGUUUAUUCCACUACCUCGCGCAGAUAACGAGUAUUCGCAACACCAUCAGGGCGAACAUAGCUGCCGAAGCGGAUCCCGUCGUUGACUACACCUCACUAUACCGAGCUGCCGAGAUCGAUUCUGCUAUCCGAGAGUGGACUCCUCAUUGGCCUCCGGGAGAUAGUCGUGAUCGUGUCGGGCUCCUAUACAAGCAGAUGAUGUGGGUAUAUCUGUUCAGGACCAUCUACCCGCCCUCAUCGACAACGCCGUCUACACUAUUCACCCAACCGUCAGCCAGUAUCAUUCCUCUAUCCCCGGCUUCCCAGUCUCACUCUGCCCAUACCCCACCUUCAUCGGAACGACCAACAAGUAGUCAUACGACGCCGCCCCGUGCCGAAUCCCCGGCACCGAUCCGAUACCCACCUCACCACGACAACCGCAUCACCAUUGCCGUCGAUGAAUCAUUAGCGAUUCUAGACUCCUUCAAACCGAGUGAUCCCGUGCAAACCCUGCUUCUAGUACCUUGUCUCGUGAUCGGCUGCGCAUGUUUCGCUCCUGCACAACGGGAGAGAGUGCGGAACGCAAUCCGGACAGUUCGCGGCUACACCGGGCUCCGCAACGGCGACCGCGUUGGCGAAGUGCUCGAAGAAGUCUGGCGGUUGAUGGAACGCGGCGACUGGGCACGCGUAUGGGACUGGCAAGGUGUUGCGAGAAGUAUGGGCCUCGACUUCUCGUGCGCUUAA